UAUACCUUUCUUCCAACAACAACAAGAAAAAUUUCUCUGCUCGUCGAAAUCUCCAACACGCAGAAUUGUUUUUUCUGCACUUUUUUGUUCUCUUCUUGGAAUCCAAGUAUUGAUCUUUUAGUAUUGUUGUGAAUGGUGGAAACAAUUCGGAUGCUCCCCCUCUGGAACGCUCUCCUCGCCUCUACUUUCGCUUUCGAUUCUUGCAAGGAAAGCUGGUACCACCAUUGCCUCGGCCUUGACCCAUAAACAACCUAGAAAAUCUUCAACCUCCCCCAUAUAACCCAGAUUGUUUUUUGGUUUAAAGCAAAAAACAACAUAAACCCAUUGUCGGUGAAAUAUUCAUUCACCUUCUUGUUGGUUUGAUCUUUGGGUUUUGAUAAAGUCGAAUACAUGGCGGUUUACAGGCAGAAGAAGAAUCAAGGUCCCAAGGGCAAGAGGCUCUUGAUUAGCAUAACUUUUUUGGGAAGUGCAGGGCCGAUCCGCCUCAUCGUCAACGAAGAAGAACUUGUUGCUGCUGUCAUUGAUACUGCUCUGAAAUCCUAUGCUCGUGAAGGUCGGCUUCCUGUUCUCGGGUCGAAUCUCAAUGAUUUCCUACUUUAUUGCCCCAGUGCUGGUUCAGAUGCACUGAGUCCAUGGGCGACAAUCGGAUCACAAGGGGCACGAAAUUUCAAGUUGUGGAAGAAGCAAAGAACUGAGAAGGUGGAAGAUGAUGGAAGAAGUUCAACUCAAGCAAUUACUACAAAUGAAGAUGGGAAUUGGAAGGCAUGGACCAACAAAUUCCUCAAACUUAAGAUUUCCUCCCAUUAAUAAUUCUCAAUCCUUUAUGUUCUUUAUUUCUUGGAUUAGGGUUUAGGCUGUCAUUGAUGACCAUGGUAUAAUGUUGGUUAUCAUUGCAUGCUAUGAACUCGUUCGAGUAAGAAAGAGCUGGAGUAUUGUUAUUCUGGAAUAAAUUAAAGGUUUUAUUCUGUUUUUUUGCUUUUCAAAUAAAAAUAAAUAAAUCUCAAUAUUUUUCCUAUGAUUUAAUCAAAUAGAUAUA
Molecule: messenger RNA, 1036 nt
Organism: Theobroma umbraticum
Lineage: Eukaryota; Viridiplantae; Streptophyta; Magnoliopsida; Malvales; Malvaceae
Source: RefSeq, a predicted model, not a curated record